GGAAAGAGGAAGGGGAGACCUGUGAGGUUUGGGGUGUGCUUUCUCCCUCGAAGUAGCAAGUCAUUUCACACUCAGCUUCCUUAAACCGCCCAGAGCUGUUUUGCAAGCUGCAAAAGAGAGCAUUCCUCUUUCGGCUUCCGUGUGCUUGGCAGCCAGAGCCAACUGGGUUCCUCUCCGUCAAACUUUUGGUGCUGUGGGGAAGCCUGCCCAAAGGGGACCUUUCCUUCAGCUCCUCAUGACACACCUGCAGUUCAAAGACACCUUCUGGUGUAAAGAAUUCACUGUCCAUGCUGGGUACGAUGCACUUCUACAACGACUGCUGGAUGGGAGGAAGAUGUGCAAGGAUGUGGAGGACCUCAUCAAACAAAGGGCACAAGCAGAAGAGCGGUACGGGAAGGAGCUGGUUCAAAUUGCUCGGAAGGCAGGAGGCCAAACAGAAAUCAACACUCUGAAAGCUUCAUUUGAAAUCCUAAAGCAACAAAUUGAAAGUAUUGGGAACUCUCACAUCCAGCUGGCCAUAAUGAUGAAGGAGGAACUGAAGGGCCUGGAAGAAUUCAGAGAAAGGCAGAAGGAGCAGAGGAAAAAGUAUGAAAGUACAAUGGAGCGAGUGCACAAGAACAAGCUCUCAAUGUACAAGAAGACCAUGGAGUCAAAGAAGUCUUAUGAGCAGAAGUGCAAAGACACCGAUGAGGCUGAACAGACCUUGGAGAGGAUAAGUGCCGUGGGCAACCCAAAGCAAACAGAAAAGAGUCAGACCAAAGCAAGGCAGUGCAAAGAGGCAGCAAAUGAAGCAGAAAGAGUGUACAAGCAGAACAUAGAAUUGCUGGAUCAGGCCCGGACUGCCUGGGAGCAGGAGCAUAUCAGCACUUGCGAGGCCUUCCAGCUCCAGGAAUGCGACCGAAUCACCAUUCUCCGGAAUUCCCUGUGGGUCCAUUGCAACCAGCUCUCCCUGCAGUGCGUGAAGGACGAUGAGCUGUAUGAAGAGGUCCGCGUGAGCCUGGAGAACUGCAACAUAGACUCGGAUAUGAAUCACUUCGUUCAGAAUAAGAUGACUGGGAUGGAGCCACCAGCUGCCAUUGGCUACGAAAACUACUACGACCGAGUCCUGACGGCUAAAACCUGCAGCAGCCCCAUCCCGACAUGUGGGAUGAUGAAGAGAUUCUCUGGAUUGCUCCACGGAAACAAUCGAAACACCUCCGACAGUAUUGUUCCCACAGCUCCACCAGCUGCUGAGAAAGCAGAUGGUGUUUAUGCAGCAAUUCACGUAGCCCAAGAAGAAGAGUUUUCUACAUCUGAGGACUACAGAGUCCUCUAUGAUUACACAGCCCAGAAUGAGGAUGAACUGGAUAUCCAAGCAGGUGAUGUCAUCUCCAUCAUCGAAGUAGGCAAUGAUGGCUGGUGGACUGCAGAACAGAACGGAAAGCAAGGAUUUGUGCCUGGGUCUUAUCUGGAAAAACUUUGAUGAGAGGAGCAACCUGGAGUGUUUGGGUUUUCCCUUCUCCAACCCCCCUCCAGAUAUGCCUUUUAAUAAUCUUUGUGAAUGUCAUUAAAUGAAGAGCUUUGGGUCUACACUUAAAUUUAACAGAGAUUGCUGCCUAGUGUCCCAUGCUGCUAAAAACAAAACAGCACAACUACAAGAUACACCCCUAUCUAUUUUAGCAGGCUUUGGUAACUUGCAGUCUUCCUGCUGUUGCUGAACUGCAACUCUUUGUCAUCCCUGACCACUGGUUGGGUGUGAUGGGAGCUGGGAGCGGCGCAGGUUAGCAACCCCAGGUUUAUGAUUUCUAAGAUGAUGGCCUCAUAAGGGAUCCACAGAGGACCUCUCUAAAAGACCCUUUUGUUGCAACGCAGCCCAACUGGGCAGCAAAGCAGCCAUUUCAAGUGCCACUCUGGAGGGAUGUCUUGGUGCUGGUGUCGUUCCUCUUCUCUCCAGCGGACGGAACCCAAAGCACAUAGAUCAAACCAGCCCUUUCCUGGCUCUGCAGUUGCCCCCUGGAAAUGAAGGUGGGGGAGCUGUCAUUGGAGCUGCACUCAGCAAUCAUUCAAAUUCUCAGCUGCCUGGGAUCAAAAGCUCCUUUGGAGGGGGAUGAAAUGCACUUGCAGUUGUUCCACUGGGGUGCCAACACUGGUUUCUGCCGCAGCUUGAGUUUAGGGUACCAGCAGUGAGAAUUUGAAUACAGUGGUACCUCGGUUUUUGAAUGUAAUCCAUUCUGGAAGACCGUUCAAGUUCUGAAACGUUUGAAAACCGAAAACUCAACAGCUGACAGCUAGGCCUCAGGAUCUUGCACUCAGCGGAAGCCGUGUGGCAUGUUGACUUUCCGAAGCAUCUACUUCCGGGUUUAUGGCAUUCGAAAACCAAAAUGUUAGUCAACGGAGAUGUUCGAAAGCCAAGGUACCACUGUACAAGUGGCAAGCAGCAAGUGGAAGGCCUGAGAAAUACUCCCAUGACCUGUUCCAGGGACCCCUCUUGCAAUGACACGCCAGACCGUUUCUUUCAUUAGAUAGAAAGAAACCCAUCCUGUAAAUUCUUUCAACUUGCAGAUUCCUGCAGGUGUCCUAAGGCUACUGACGUACUCAUCUCCCAAUGGAAGCCAACUAUGUAUGCGCACCCUGAAGUCUCAUGCCCUCCACAAAUUUGCUCACAGGUCGGAGACUGAGCAAGGGCCUUUUUGAGCCCCUUCUGAGCCAUCCACACCAAACUAUGCCAGCAUUUAUUUGCCGCCCAGUUGCACCGCAUGCAGGAGCUACACGAGGAGAGAGCGCAGAAACAAGUCACCUGGGAACUCAGUCCAGCUUUGCUCUGGAGGCACAGUUUGCUUGCUUUGGGAGGGAGGCGAGAGAGCAUCUCCUGUGCUUUGGGGUUGACUCUAAAGGUAUAGAAAGGAAGCAGGUGCCUUUAAUAAAUGAAAAAGGAAGGAGGCAAGAAUGGUCUUGUAACCUGACAGGGUUGUGUGAGAUGGCAAGUGAUGUGAAUACUGAGAGUAAUUUAAUAUAUGUUUUAAACAAAAAGAGUCAAUGAAUUUUCCGUGUUUCACUGAUGAAAGUUAUGUUACAAGUAAAACAUUAACGAUGUUAUAUUUUUAAAAAUGUAGUCUAAAGUAUUUAAUUGCAGACAUAUCAUUUAACAGCAUAUCCAAAAGUUUUAAAAUAAUAAAAAAUAGAUUGCAAUGA
This is a messenger RNA of Podarcis raffonei (Aeolian wall lizard), 3171 nucleotides long. RefSeq names its product proline-serine-threonine phosphatase interacting protein 1 (gene PSTPIP1). The record is from RefSeq and is a predicted model, not a curated record. Gene Ontology annotation, cellular component: actin filament; plasma membrane; cytoplasm. The transcript is spliced from 15 exons. Bases 236 to 1462 code for a protein of 408 amino acids. Gene Ontology annotation, molecular function: actin filament binding. Lineage: Eukaryota; Metazoa; Chordata; Lepidosauria; Squamata; Lacertidae. Gene Ontology annotation, biological process: actin filament polymerization.